UCUACAUACAAAUAAUCAACCUCUCUCUCUCUCUCUCUCUUUCUCCCUACAGAACUAAACACAUAAAGACGGCAUCUAAUGGACUUAGAACAGAAGACAAGAGGACUUGGCAAGUCAUGUGCCCUUCUCAUAGUGAUUGCGGGAAUGGAGAGAUAUGCGUUCAAAGGAGUUGCAUCAAACUUAGUGACAUACCUAACAGAUGUAGUGAAGAUGAGUAACUCAAGAGCAGCCAAGACAGUUAACACUUGGGCUGGUUUCACCUCUAUGUUGCCUCUCUUCUCUGCUCCUUUGGCUGAUGCGUACUGGGAUAGAUUCUUUACUAUCCUUGCUUCUUCGUCUGUCUACUUUGUGGGGCUAGUGGGAUUGACAUGGACGGCAUUUGCUGGGUCACGUUCAGCUACGAAGACAAUCUCUACCUAUUUUCUCUACUCAUCACUAUGCCUUGUCUCAAUCGGGUUAGGCGUCUUAAACCCUUCUCUUCAAGCCUUUGGUGCGGACCAGCUUGACCACGACCUCGAUAAGGAAUUUGAGCUUCUCUCUGGUGAUCAAAAAGACGCUAAAGCUACCCGAAAGACUCAGUUUUUCCAAUGGUGGUACUUUGGUGUCUGCGCUGGAAGCCUUAUGGGUGUCACUGUCAUGGCUUAUAUCCAAGACACUUUUGGUUGGGUCCUCGGUUUUGCCAUACCCGGAAUAGCCAUGUUCCUGUUGAUCUUGUUGUUCUUGUCGGGUUGCGGAAUCUAUGUUUAUGGUACUGGUGCUAGUGCCGGUUUAAAGACGAAAACAACCCCUACACCUUUUGAGAAGAUCCUUCAGCUCAUCAAAGGGAGAGUAGUGAAGAAAAAGAAGAAGCAGAGAAGCAAAUAUACACUUGCAGAUGAGGAAGAUUUGGAUGCUAUGGAGCUUGAGCUACAAGAGAGGCCUCUCUGUAAAUGCGAUGAUGACGCUGAGGCUAAAGACAUUGAAACAGCUUCAACAACCCCACAGAAAAUGGAUGAUGAAAGUUCGAAAACUGGUUUCUCUGGAAUUGAAACUAUCAAGUUAGUGCUUCGCCUUUUACCCAUAUGGACGAUGCUUCUCAUGUUUGCAGUCAUCUUCCAGCUACCAGCGACCUUUUUCACUAAACAAGGCAUGACCAUGAAGCGAAACAUCGGUUCCAGCUUCAAAAUCCCCCCUGCGACCCUGCAAAGCACCAUCACGCUAUCCAUAAUCCUUCUUAUGCCGCUGUACGAGAAGAUCUUGAUCCCUGUCACCAAAAGAAUCAAGAACAACGGUCAAGGCAUCUCUGUGAUGGAAAGAAUGGGAGUUGGAAUGUUCCUAUCCAUCAUCGCCAUUGUUAUUGCAGCACUAGUCGAAAGGAAAAGACUAGACAUAAGCCAAAAGGUGAAGAGUUUACCUGACUAUGAUCCAGAAACCGUCCCGUUCAGCAUCUUCUGGCUGCUACCUCAGUACAUACUCCUGGGAAUCUCGGAUAUAUUCACAGUGGUUGGGAUGCAAGAAUUUUUCUACAGCGAGGUUCCGGUUAAAAUGAGAACAAUGGGAUUUGCUCUCUACACAAGUGUCUUUGGUGUUGGAAGCUUUGUUAGCGCAGGGCUGAUCUCAGUCGUGGAGGCUUACUCAACCUCAACAGGUGAAAGGAAAAACUGGUUUGCAGAUGAUAUGUCGGAAGCUAGGCUAGACAAAUACUACUGGCUGCUUGCUCUUACAAGUACUAUAAGCUUUGUGGUCUACAUAGUUCUAUGCAAGUAUUUCAAGAGUAGUAGUGGUGAUCAAGACAGUGAAGAAAAAGCCCCUAAAUAAGACAGGAAACAGUUUCGAUUUCUUUUACUUAAAAAAAAAACUAACCGUUUUCUACAAGAUUACACUGAAUGAUCUAACUGUAAUAGCCUUAAGAAGUAACUAGCAAGAAAAACGCUUAAAAAUUCAAACUUUAUUAUUUCGUGUGUGUUUGUUACAUAUCAAUCCCAACGACCAACAACAUUUCUAUAAGAACAACAGAAACGAAAAAGAAAAAAAAAGUUUGAACCUUUAAGCGUGUGAGCUGAUUCCAUUAACACCAGUUUCCUUAGCUACGUUACUAUCGUCUUCUUCAUCAGAAUCGAGAGUGAAGUUACUUAAAUUUCCCAUCUCAGCUCCAAGUGGUCGAUACUUGGAGUGAUCCUCCUCAGGGAAAAAACCUUUCUUAUUCGCAACUAUAGAGAACAAAGCAGUAGCCAAAACCACCAUGAGAGCCAAAUGACAGUUAAACUGAAGCGUUGCUAUAGCUUUAGCCCUGUGAUAAUCACCGUGUCCUUUGCACUUGAUGGUGAAAUUGCCUCUGCUCUUCUCGUGAAACGAACAGUUAUUAGUGAUCAAACCUGUGAAAAACGAUAUCCCCAUUUGAAGAAACCACGUCCCUUGCAGAAUCAGACCGAUGCCGCGUCCAAGCUUGGCGAAUCGAUGCGUGGUGGUUGAGUCGGAUCUAAGCUCGAAGAGAGUGGAGAAGACGCAGAUGGCGAUGGGAACGAGCAUGAGGUCGUAGUAGCGAUUCUCGAUUCCGGAUGUGUCUUUCUUCUGGAGGUAGAAGAUGAGAAACUCCUCUAUGAAGCCGAAGAGAAGCAACAGGCUUGUGAUCGAAGACGGAAGAGAAGCAAAGACUGAGUUUUUGGAGUUGACCAGAAGAAGGGCGUACACUAGGAAUAGAACUGCGACUGCUAGGAUCUGUAACUGGAGCAUUGAUCCGACCCGAUCGUUGGAUCCGAUUGAGCUGAAGAAGGAGUAAAUCGAGUUGGCGAUAAACAGAGACGAAAGCAGAGCUACGGGGAUGGAAGACGAUCCAACAGACUUCAUAGGGGGAGACGGAGACGGAGACGUCAUAGGAGAAGAUGGAUCAGUGCCAGUAGAUUGAUUCGGAUCAUGGUUUGAAGAGUCGAGUGACUCCCACGCGCCGAUUACUGCAAAUCCUCCGCCGGCGACGGCGUAACUCAAUAUACCCAUUAAUUCAAAUCUCCGAUC
Messenger RNA from Eruca vesicaria subsp. sativa (arugula), 2991 nucleotides. The record is from the annotation of a GenBank genome assembly. NCBI's taxonomy places the organism in Eukaryota, Viridiplantae, Streptophyta, Magnoliopsida, Brassicales, Brassicaceae.